AUGGAAACAACAUCACUCAAUCCGCUCUUCAUCUUCUUCCUUUUCUUCUGCCUUUUGUAUUCUUCUGUUUCUAUAGAUCCUUCAGAUUUAGCUUUCGAAUCCACCUACAGUCGCCUCUGCAACCACCUUGUCCCUGCACCGGCGGUGAGUAACGAGGCCGGGACCGUCCCCGGCGUCGCCGAUGAGCUCCGGUUCCAAUCCGGCUAUUUCUCCGGCGGCGAUCGUCUCUUUAACCGAUCCGCCACGUUGAAGCACGUGUCGUUCCGCUUGACCUCCGUUCGCCGAAGCGCGACGGACGGCGUGUUUCAAUUGCGCGGUAAAAUGCUUCUCCAGCAGCGUAGAGGAGAGGCGCCGGCACCGUCGCCGGCGCCGGGAAGGUUGCUUCGGAGAGUGACGCAUUGGAGGGUUUCGAAGUGGAUGCGCGUUACCCUGAGUGGAUUUUGGUCGCAAUUUUCCGGUAACCUUUGUAUGUACGGAACAGGAACUCAUGUUAACAUGGAAAAUGCUAAUGUUGUUCUUAAGCUUCGUUACCCUAGAGAUCUGAGCCUUGUGAAUUGUUUGAUUAGUGGAACACUAGAAAGUUAUGAUGGCAAUAAUAGUUUGCAGUACUUCGAACCUAUUUCAAUAUUGGCUUUGUCUCAGAGUUCGAAAUACAAGUUUACAGUGGCUGGGAAUGAAAGAGAGAAUGGCUGUGGAGGUGGAUCAGAUAGGGAGGGUUUGUCCCUUGGAAACUUAAACCAAGGUGCUUGCACUGCUUUUCUUGGACACACGGAUUGGUAUGAAUUGGAAUAUGGGAGUCAGUGUGGUGAUGGUAGUUGCAAUCCUGUUAAUGGUAGUGGUGAAGAGUUGCCUGGUUAUAUGCUUUUUCACGGUACUCUAUGUGCGGAGAGGAAGAAAGUUCAGAUCCUGUUGGGUUUUCCUGAUUCCGGUUACCAGGAUGCUGUAUUUCCGUUUCAGCCGAAUACAACUUUGGUUUCUGAGGGGAUGUGGGAUGAGAAGGAGAAUCGGCUAUGCGCAGUUGCUUGCCGGAUCAUGAACUUCACAGACUCUUCUUGGCUUAGUCCUUAUGUUGGAGAUUGCAAAAUUAGGCUCACCUUACAUUUUCCUGCAAUUUUAUCUCUGAGGAACAGGAGUACAGUUUUGGGGCAGAUUUGGAGUGACAAAGUGGUUGAUGAACCUGGUUACUUCAGUAGUGUUGGAUUCCGGGGUUCAUCGAGGGUAUCAAAAAUCCUCCAUGGCUUCCAAUACAAGUAUGCUGAAACUGAGAAGGUGACAAAAUCUUGUGUGGGAAAGAUGAAUGCUGGAGGAAAGGGAAAUACAUAUCCGAAUGGGUAUUCUUCUGAUAUGGCAUUUCGCAUGUUAGUGACGGACAGCAAAGGGAAAGUGGCUCAAGGUUACUCAUCACCACUAUCUGUCAAUGAUCAAAUUUAUAAUGGACAGUCGUAUGGAGCUCCAACUGUGUGGACAACUGAAAAGCCAAAAGCACAUGGUAUUCAAUCAGAAAACUACAGCAAUUUGUUGAAUGUCAGUUAUACGAUGAUAGUUAAUUCCCCUCCUGAUUUCAAGUUUGGUACAGGAGUCUUGUCAACCGAAGUCAAAAUUGGUGCUGAAGGAAUUUACAAUAAGAAUAAUGGAGUUCUUUGUAUGAUAGGAUGUCGGCUUUUGAGAUCAAUGGACAAAAUACUUAUAAAGAAUGAGUCUCUGGACUGUGAAAUCAUGGUUAAUGUUCAGUUUCCUCCUUUGAAUGCAAAAGGAGAUGAAUCUCUCAAAGGAACUAUAGAAAGCACGCGACAAAAGUCAGACCCUUAUCAUUUUGAUCCCCUUCGGUUGUCUUCAUAUUCCAUUUACACAAGCCAAGCAGAUGCUUCCAUAAGGAGAAUGGAUUUUGAGUUAAUUAUGCUGUUGGUAUCAAACACACUUGCUUGUGUGUUUGUAGGAAUGCAACUCCUGCACGUGAAAAAGCAUCCAGAUGUGCUUCCUUACAUUUCUGUUGUGAUGCUUGCUGUUAUUACUCUAGGUCACAUGAUUCCUCUGAUAUUGAACUUUGAAGCUUUAUUCAAGGGGAAACACAGUUUGCAGAAUGCUUUUCUUGGGAGCGGAGGCUGGCUUGAAGUGAAUGAGGUGGUUGUGAGGAUGGUGACUAUGGUAGCCUUUCUUCUAGAGUUGCGCCUUGUACAAUUGACCUGGACCUCAAGACAGGGAGAGGGAAACCGUCCAGGUCUCUGGGGUUCUGAUAAAAAAGUUCUUUAUAUGAUUCUACCAUUGUACAUUGGCGGUGGAUUGACUGCUUGUUUGGUGCACAUAUGGAAGAUUUCUCGCCAGAACCAAUUUAAACCAUUCCGGCUUUCUCGCCACAAGUUUAACCUUCUUCGUGGACAUGUAUACCAACCUCCUUCCCUGUGGGAAGACUUUAAAUCUUAUGCUGGUCUGCUCUUGGAUGGUUUUCUCCUCCCACAGAUUCUGCUUAACAUAAUAUUUAACUCAGAAGGGAAAGCUCUAGCAACUUCCUUUUACGUUGGGAUAACAAUUGUUCGUAUAUUGCCGCAUGCAUAUGAUCUUUUUAGAGCUCACAGUUCUGCAUGGUACCUUGAUUUAUCAUAUAUAUAUGCAAACCAUAGAAUGGACUUUUAUUCCACCGCCUGGGACAUCAUAAUCCCUAGUGGUGGUAUUUUCUUUGCUCUUCUUUUAUACUUUCAGCAGAGAUUUGGCAGUCGGUGCAUUCUUCCAAAGAAAUUCAGAGGAAGUUCUGCCUAUGAGAAAGUACCUGUUAUUGGCAAUGACGAUUUAUGA
Molecule: messenger RNA, 2790 nt
Organism: Sphenostylis stenocarpa
Lineage: Eukaryota; Viridiplantae; Streptophyta; Magnoliopsida; Fabales; Fabaceae
Source: the annotation of a GenBank genome assembly